CCUCCCAUUUCUGACAAGUAGAAGAAGAGGCACCAAAGCUGGUGUGACUAUACACAUAGCAAUAUCACUUCGGCGUAUGCGUUAAUAUUUCUAACAUUUUGCCGUAUUAAGGAUUGGGAUUCAACGGCUGAUAUGUCGACAAGACCGGGAUUCUACCGGCAAGAUCUGAACAAGACAGUCUGGGAGGUGCCCGAACGAUACCAGAAUCUUACGCCGGUUGGAUCGGGGGCUUAUGGCUCAGUCUGCUCAGCAUAUGACGUGCGUCUCCGUCAAAAGGUGGCUGUUAAAAAGCUCUCUCGACCGUUUCAGUCCCUCAUCCACAGUAGACGAACCUACAGAGAGCUGAGACUUCUCAAGCACAUGAAGCACGAGAAUGUUAUUGGACUCCUGGAUGUUUUCACUCCUGCAGCUUCUCUUGAAGAUUUCAAUGAGGUCUACCUUGUAACCAAUCUGAUGGGAGCAGAUCUCAACAACAUUGUCAAGUUUCAAAGACUUUCAGAUGAACACAUACAAUUCCUCAUCUAUCAGCUUCUUCGUGGCCUUAAGUACAUUCAUUCAGCUGGACUGAUCCACAGAGACUUAAAGCCAAGCAAUGUAGCAGUGAAUGAAGAUUGUGAACUCAGGAUCCUGGAUUUUGGAUUAGCCAGGCAGACAGAUGAUGAGAUGACCGGUUAUGUGGCUACUCGCUGGUACCGAGCACCUGAGAUCAUGCUGAACUGGAUGCACUACAACCAGACAGUGGACAUCUGGUCAGUUGGAUGCAUCAUGGGUGAACUUCUGAAGGGCAAAGUUUUGUUUCCGGGUAAUGAUUAUAUAGAUCAGCUAAAGAGAAUUAUGGAGGUGGUAGGAACACCCACACCUGAAGUUCUGAAGAAAAUAUCCUCUGAACAUGCUCAGAAGUAUAUCCAGUCACUUCCAUACAUGCCCCAGCAAGACCUGGACAAGAUAUUCAGGGGGGCGAAUCCAUUAGCGGUUGACUUAUUGAAGAAAAUGUUAGUAUUGGAUUGUGAUGGGAGAAUCUCUGCCAGUGAAGCUCUGUGCCAUGCGUAUUUUUCUCAAUACCAUGAUCCCGACGAUGAACCAGAAGCCUCUCCGUAUGACCAGACCCCUGAGAGCAAAGACCGAACACUGGAGGAGUGGAAGGAGCUGGUUUAUGAGGAAGUAAACAAUCUCAAAGCCCCUGCCAAUCAAUCAGAAACUCUUCAGGUGGAACAGUGAGACUGAUCUUAAAAACAAUCCAGGAUGAUUGUCACCGCCCUAUCACUGCCUGUCAAUCAAACUCUCAAGACACGGGAUUGCCAGACAAACAGUAUAAACAGACUACAGACCAACCUGAGACAAUGACAAAAGUAUUUCCAAGGCAUGAUGCCCUUCCUGUAUGAAUUCAUACGCACAUUUAAAUACGAGCAAUGGUAUUGUACCGAUGACACAAUGUAUUAAUAUUAUAAGGUGCAUGUUGUGUGUGCGUGCGUGUGUAUGUAUGUGUGCAGAUUGUGUGUUUUGAGUAUUUUUUAUAUUUGGUGUGAGGCAGGUGUCAGGUAAAGCAGGGUAUGAUGUACCUCAUACAAGACCAAAAACUAGGCAUGCAGACAAAAAGGCUAUGUUGGAGAAAAUAUGUUUACAUUGUUGAAAGGAGCAUCUUAUAAAGGGCAUACACACUCUCAGAAACGGGUCUGUCAUUGGGACGGUACUUUUUAAAAGGGUCCUAAUAUGUACCAUUUAUAUGUACCUUUGUUCCCUUUAUAGCAGGAAUGGGGAACCCUGGGUCCUGGAGGACCACUGUCCUGCAGAUUUUACUUCCAACCUUAACCAAACACAACUGAAUUUCAUUUCCAAGUAAUCCUGAAGACUUGAAUUAGAUUUUUCAGGUGUGUUUAAUUAGGGUUGGAACUAAACUCUGCAGGACAGAGGCGCUCCAGGACCAGGGUUCGCCACCCCUGCUUUAUACGGUACCAUCAUGCAAACAUGUACUUUUGAAAAGGUACCACCACAAUGACAACUUUUGUACCUUUGUGACCUUUUUUCUGAAAGUGCACGCAGGGCUGGAAACGGCAGAAAUCCACUGGGGGGACUCUAUAGUUGGGUAAUUUUGGAUGACGACUUAUACAGUUUUCUACAGUUUUUAUAUUUCUUCCCAAGUCUGUUUUCCAGAGCUCUGAGACAUAUUUUUUCCCAAUUGUUUCGUUCCGAACAGAAACAGUAUUUUAACGUUUCCGGUUUUUGGUUCAACCCUAAAACUGACGUUCCUGAUCAGGUUAGAACAAAAAAAUUAAGUUCCCGAACCGCUUAAUUACGUUCAUACAUCAGCUGUGGGACAUACAAAUAAGUAGGCUGAUCAUUAGAACAUUAAACUUAAAUUAUUAGUCUACAUAAUUUUCCUUAAGUCUCUAUCUUGUCAUCAAACAUUAAAAAAGGCUAUUAUGGAAGCGACAUAACUGUAAUUCUGACAUGCGUUUGUUUCAGCAAUAUACAUGAAUUAAGACAAGGAAAAUUUCUGCCAUGUCGUUUAUGGGCAAACAAAUGUUUUUAUUAAAAAAAUAAUAGUGUGGUAUUUCGAGAUCAUUUUGUUUGUAUGUGCCCUGUCAAGAACAGAAAGAUUGUUUGCUUGCUUUUUGAAACGCGUCUUACGUGUAUGCACUUUUGAGUGCAUAUAAACACGUGUACACACACAGACAGAGGACGAAUUCCAAACAGCGUUUCGGGAAGAAGAUGCAGCAUAAACAGUCACUCCACAAAAAGUGAAAAUUGCGUUGUUUUUCAUGCUUUAUUUAUUUAUAAAUGUAUUUAAAUGGACUACAGUAUGAGACACAGUAGCGCAACUCUCCCUCAAGUUUAUACAUCAAGAGUUCUGAUCUUUGAGGAGCUUAGGGAUAAUCACGUUCGAUUUGGACCGGAAACAUUCAACUUUCACCCUAUUUAAAUUUGCAUAUUAAUCCGUGAAUCGCAUGCGAGCCGAACCGUGGGUCAUGAUCUGUACGGAUCAAGGAUCAACUUCUGUUACACCACUAAUUAGUAUUAAAAAAACAAAUAUCUUGCCUACAAUAUUUACCUCUUAUGAUUGAGCAUUAGAGACUUGGGCUUGAGUAGGCUACUUCCUGGCGACAAGCUUCUCAUUUCUCUGAUGAAUCAACGACGACCGGAAGUGAACUUCACCGAGUAUUGCACAGAAAUCUUGUCGAAGAACGAAAAAAAUAACUGUAUUAACCGGUUACCAUUAUUUUAAAUAAACAAUUCUGUUCCGGAACAUAUUUAUUUUUUUUAAGUUUCUGGUUUCAUUUCUAUUCCUUGCAAAACAUCAAAAGUUUCUGGUUUUCGUUCCGUGAACCGUUUCAAAGCCUUGCUGUUUUCUUGAGUAUUUUAAAAUACUUUUAACAAUCAAUUUGUCCUUAUGUUAAAGUAAAAUUUGUAGAGUAUAAAAAUUUGGAUAUUCAGUUAAUUUAGGAAAAAACUGAAAUGAAACCGAUACAUCAGUCAUACAGUGCCACUGUGACUGUGAAGUGUCAUCAUGUGACAAGCUUGAUGAUGCAUUAAAAAAUAAUAGUUGCAAUAAAAAUUAUAAUAGGGAGUCAUUUUAAAUGCCUUUAAAUACACUCUUAAAAAUAAAGGUGCUUAAAAGGAACUUUACAGUGAUGCCAUAUAAAACUUUUUUUGUUCCUCAAAGAACUAUUUAGACAGAAAAUAUUCUUCUAUGGCAUCGUGAAUCACCUUUAUUUUUAAUAGCGUAGCUUUAAAUAUUAAGAUAUAUAUUAAUAAAAUCUACUAUUUCAAAAAAUAUAUCCAGUUUAAAUUGGAACUCCGUCCCCCUCGAAAUUCACUCCCCGGACUCUGUCCCCUCCCGUCCCCCCAAUUUCCAGCCCUGCAUACAUGCAUUCAUGUAUUAAAGUCUCUGCAUAAAUGUAGGCAAAUACAUAAUCUGUAUUUACACAUCUGCAGGGUUGAAUAUUGCAUACCUCAUAAAUGUUUUGACUGUAACGAGUCAUGCAUAAAGUGAAAAGUGUUUACCAGUUAUUUUAGAAGAUGUACUUCCAGUGAUUUUGGAAACACACAGUAGAGUCAAAAACUGACUCCUCCCCUCAUAAACAUCUUAUCAAUGAGACACGAAAAUAUGUUGGAUUGGCUGCUACAUUAAGAUUGAUCAAGUAAGAUUCAUAAACCAUGUUUAAAACGUUUAAAAACAUCCAGAUGCAUCACAAUUAAGGAGAAAACAUUUCUUAAUUUUAAUGAAAAAAUAUAAUUUCCUGACUGUUCUUCCGUCUGUGUAAUGUAAAGUGUUUUACACAAUACUUGAAAAGGAUUUGUGAAUAUCAGUAGAUGUUUACUGAAUGAAGAUGCUUAUAGGUGAAAAAACUGCAAUUCAGAUGUUAAGGUUUGUUUCACAAUGUGUGUGUGUUUAUUAGGUAAAUUUCGAAACAUCCUAAAGGACAAUGAUGCAACUCUGAUGUCAUGAAACUGUAGUUGCCAUCAUCUGAAGCUCAAUGGGUAAAACUGGUGUGGUUUCUUCUUUUACACUUUAUUAUGUAAAUGACAGAAACCAUUGACUGUCCUGCCUUCAUCACAAUACAUUCCUAUAGUAUAUGCUUCAAAAACUCUUUCUACUUUAGAUGCAUAAAACACAAAUCAUAUACAAAUAUGGUAAAGUCUGCAUAUGUGGCCUUAGCACUUUGACCCCAGUGUUACGCUGUGUAUCAUAUUCUCCUCCUGGUCUACUGCAUGCCUUUUUAUCUAAGAGAAAAAAUACAUUCUGCUGUUUCAGUGGACUUGAUGUAUUUUUAGCACUAUAUGACCCAUCAAGUCUCACCAGCAUGUAGCCACUCCACCCUCAUUAUCUGCUCUCUUAAUAAAACGAACUGCUUUACUCAAACAAGUUUCUGUGUUUUAAGUUAAAGUAAAUCAAAUAAACAUACACAUUAUCCAAGAUCUAAAAGCAACGACUGCAAAGGAUU
This is a messenger RNA of Misgurnus anguillicaudatus (oriental weatherfish), 4943 nucleotides long. Lineage: Eukaryota; Metazoa; Chordata; Actinopteri; Cypriniformes; Cobitidae. The record is from RefSeq and is a predicted model, not a curated record.